Messenger RNA from Harmonia axyridis, 2378 nucleotides. Its product is annotated as luciferin 4-monooxygenase-like. The record is from RefSeq and is a predicted model, not a curated record. Bases 229 to 1998 code for a protein of 589 amino acids. Gene Ontology annotation, biological process: long-chain fatty acid metabolic process; fatty-acyl-CoA biosynthetic process. Gene Ontology annotation, molecular function: long-chain fatty acid-CoA ligase activity. The transcript has 7 exons. NCBI's taxonomy places the organism in Eukaryota, Metazoa, Arthropoda, Insecta, Coleoptera, Coccinellidae.
UGAUAUUACACGCGAUAGCUCCAACAAUAGUCUGAGUUCACAAUUUCUAUAAUCGAAUCAAUGGGAUUUAUUUAAAAUGCCAAAUUAAUGACUCGAUAUCGUUUGCAACUGCUCAAUAAUCGUACUCUAAAAUCGACCGACAAUGCCAGGGCCACAUUAUGGGAAUUCAGUAAACGAAUUGUCUUUGGUGGAUGCAAUUGACAUCGGUUGCGUAAUAGAGUUGUAAAAAUGAUGGGAGAGUACGGAAAGGAGUAUUCUCAUUCUCAAGUACCAAAGGAAACAAAUACUCGAGAGGUCAGUGAGUGUAGUGGUGCCCUAGUUGUAGGAAGCAUGGAAGAAAAACCCGCAAUAUUACAUGGUGAAGAACCAGUCUAUGAGCCAGCUAGAGGUGGAUUAGGUUUCGAAUUAUUCCGUUCGAUGAAAUUACACAAAGAUAAAAUUGCUCAGUACAUCAUAGAGACUGGUGAAUCCUGCACAAACGGUCAUCUAUUGGAUAAAAGCAUAAAAUUGGCCAUUUAUCUAAAGUCCAAAAAUUUCAAGAAGGACGAUGUGGUCUGCCUUUUCAGCCACAAUCAAAUGUACUCGACUGUUCCAUUCUUCGCAGCCAAAUUUAUCGAUGUCUGCUAUUCAUCUGUUGAACCAACCAUGGCCGAAGAAGAUAUCAUAUAUCUUUUCGAAUACAUACAGCCGAAGAUGAUCUUCGUUGCAGAAAACGUAGAGGACAAAAUUGAAGAAUGUAUGAAGAAAGCGAAUAUUAAAGCAGAUUUGAUAAUUUUAGGAAAAAGCCAGAAGAACCUCACUUUUGAUCAAAUCAUCGCCGAAACUCCGGAUCAAGAAUUUUCUCCAGCAAUAGUCGAGGAUCUCAAAGAAACCGCUGUUAUUUUUUUCAGUAGCGGAACUACGGGAAAACCGAAGGGUAUUUGUUGUAAUCAUUAUUCUCUACUAGGAAAAGUUAUGACUGUUGCAGAACACGUGACAGAUUCAGGAUCCUACAAUGUCAGCAACUUCACAUUGGUGAUAGGCGAAGAAUCUUACUACAACUGUCUUUCUUAUACUCCAAUGUAUUGGAUUUCGGGAAUAGGCAUAAUUCUGAUGUCAACAAUACAUGGAUCUCUAAGAACAAUGGGGGCUAAAUUCACCAGUGAGGGUUUCUGGGAAGCUAUGGAAAAGUUCAAGCCGAGCACUGCGUUCCUACCACCUGGUCAGAUUGUCAACGUUUAUCUGAAGUGGAAGGAAGGUAAAUGCAAAAGUACCGAUUAUCUAAGGCUAUUCGUAACGGGAGGAGGUCCUGUCAAGGCUUACCAUCUCGAUUAUGCGAGGGAGAUGUUCCCAAAUACGGCUGUUUUUCAAAUGCUCGGAAUGACUGAGGCCUCUGGUCUGUUGGCUACUUUCAGCGUACGGGAUCCAGAAAGUUUGGCACUGCAGAAAAAAUAUCCUGAAUCUUGUGGUAAAAUAUUCCGAGGACAAUCAUUCAAGAUCGUCGACGUCGAAACGGGGAAAACCUGCGGCCAUGAUCAAGAAGGCGAGUUGAGAAUUAAAUCCGUUUACAUGAUGAACGGCUAUUACAAAAUGGACACGACUUCUUGCUUCGACGAGGAAGGGUGGUUCAAGACUGGAGAUUUGGCAUACAUCAACAAAGACGAUUGUUUGGUAGUCGUCGAUAGGCUCAAAGACCUUCUGCUCUACACCCUGUACAACAUCAGACCUUCGGUUAUAGAAGAAAUUCUGGCACAGCAUCCUUCAGUCCACGAGGCUUUUGUAAUUGGAAUACCACACCCUACAGACAAUGAACACCCAAUGGGUGUAGUGAAACUGAAAAAUCAACGUCACACUGAUGUUACACCAGAAGAACUUGUAGAUUAUGUCAACCAAAGAGUACCCUCCGACAGAUACAAAAUAAGAGCUGGAGUUAAAAUAGUGGAUAAUAUCAUUAGGACGCCAACGGGGAAAAUAAAAAAGAUUUUAAUGAAAAAGAUGAUUCUAGAGGGAAAAAUUUGAUUUCAAUCAAAUUUUCUGGGAAUUCAUGAAAAUCGAAUCCAGUAAUCCAAUAGAUUAUAUUAUUAUACAUUUGAGUAAUGUAUAUUCUAAUCAGUGGCAUGUCUAGAUCUUGAGAACUAAAGAAGUUGCUCCACCUUUUUUCGAUUUUCUAAAUUUUAUGUGAAAUAUUACCUGCAUAUAAUAAUAUAAUGAAAGAAUUAUACAGAUUAUAGCAACGAAUGGGAUUCUUGUCUUAUUGAAAGUUUUCUCUUUCAUAGUGGUUUAUCAAUGAAAUUUGAUAUUACUGUCCCUCAAUUUAUUUAUGUAAAUUGUUCAGAUGAAUCAUUCUGAUUUCGUAAGCUACUUUUGCUAGGAAAUAAAAUACAAAAUAAAAAUAUUUU